This is a messenger RNA of Myripristis murdjan (pinecone soldierfish), 2146 nucleotides long. RefSeq lists its product as uncharacterized. The transcript is spliced from 12 exons. Bases 1 to 1353 code for a protein of 450 amino acids. Lineage: Eukaryota; Metazoa; Chordata; Actinopteri; Holocentriformes; Holocentridae. The record is from RefSeq and is a predicted model, not a curated record. Gene Ontology annotation, molecular function: GTPase activity.
AUGUCCGGAAAAAUCAAGAGCCGAAGUGCGGCGAACGCAGACUCGAUAUCUGGCAGCGUGUCCUGCGACGAGCGCAUAUUGCGGGAUUGUCAUCAGCUGUACACGGAUGCCGACAGCGGGCUGAUCACGGUGGCCCAGUCUGUGGGUGUGACGUUGCUGCCACCCCGGAAGAAGAUCACUGUGAUGUUGAUGGGUAACCACUCAGCUGGCAAGAGCUCCUUCAUCAACUGGUAUGUGGAGGAGCACAUUCAGCGCACCGGUGUGGCGAUUGAGACCCAGGGCUUCAGUUUUGUCACUAGUGGGCGCAAGAGAGAGUCUCUCACAGGAAAUGCCACCCUCCAUCUGUAUCCCCACUUCAAGCCCCUGCAAGAGUUCAAAGGCGUGUCAGAGUACCUGAGCACAGAGAUCUGCACAUCCCGGCAGAAGCGCUUCAGCCUGGUGACAUUUGUGGAUUCACCAGGGCUCGUGGAUGGAGACAUGAAGUAUCCCUUCGAUGUGGACCAGGCCAUCAUGUGGCUAGGUGAGCUGUGUGACCUGAUCCUGGUCUUCUUUGACCCCAUGGGCCAGGCUCUGUGCAAGCGCACCCUCAACAUCGUGGAGAGUCUAAAUGAGAAGCAUGGGGACCGGCUACGUUUUUACCUGAGCAAGGCUGACGAGGCCGGGGGAGAGUCUGACAGACAGAGGGUGAUGAUGCAGAUUGUCCAGGAGCUCUGCAAGCGACCAGGACUCAACAAAUGUGGCUUUGACAUGCCCACCAUCUACAUUCCCAAUCCAAACAAGCCCAGCCGCUGUGUCAACCAAAUUGAGGAGGUGUGUCGCACCAUUGAGAAAACCAUUAACCAAACUGUCCAGAAUACACUCAACUCCCUGGAAAAGGACUGCGAGCUCAUCACUGAGGCCAUCACCGAUACACUCGCUAAUGACAGGCAGACGAGUGUAGCGAACCGGCGGGCGCGCUGCAAGGGCUGCCUGCUGGCUCUGCUGGGCUUCAGCGUGCCGCUGGCUCUCAUGGCCCUGCUGGUGCUGGGCAGUCUGUCCCGGGAGCUGCUGGAGAUCGCUUUGGGAGAGGAGGGCACAGACGCCCUCUCCAUCUACCUGACCCCCAUUGUGCGAGUGUUUGAAUCCCUCUCCGUGCAGCAGCAGCUUUACGGCUGUGGCGGACUUGUCCUUCUCUCCUUCCUCCUGCUUCUCCUCGCACGUUUCUCCUUCAGGACUCAACCAACUCUGACAGGCAGACAGAAGAGGCAGCUGCAGGAGAAACUCGACUACGUUCAGGAGGUGGUCAAGAACAAGAAGAAAAAGCUGUAUGAGGAAUACCUGCGCCAGAGUGUCGGUGACCAAGACAUGGACUAGUGAAGAAAGGCUCAGAUCUACACUGACUGAUAAAAAGGCUCAACAUACACACAGUAAUGUAGGACCAAAUGUAGUACGCUUAAGAACAGCUGUGCCACUCGUACCACUGGGUAAUAUAGUUAAUGAUACAUGUUGUUUGAAGUACAUGGAUGUGAAUCACAGUAUUUUACUGACUGAUACUGUAGGCUUAUAGGACCCAUUCAAGUUCUGGUGGUCUGGAUACUGUCAUACCCAUUUACCGUUAAGUUGUAUGAAUUCUGUGCAAAUCAUCAUGAAGUAACACUACCUGAAGAUUUAAAAAUUCUGUUUCUUGGCAUAUGAGCUUUUGUUACUGAUAUAUUUUAUUAUUUUGUUGUUUUGAACCAAGAGCAUUUACACGCAACAUGUGCCUGCACACCAAGAAUUCAGGCUUAUACCACUUAAAUAUAUUUAAAGAAUUUAUGAACUAUUUAUAUUGUUGCUUUGUCACAGAAAUUGUAUUUUGGUUAAAUGGCAUAUAGCACUGUUUUACUUGACUUACUCUGCGGAAGUUCAUAUUUUUCAAGACUUCCACCAGCAUUUUAUACUGUACUUUCUAUCAGAGUUGUUAACAUGAAGUUACAUUUUGUUACCAGUCCACUUCCCUUCAUACCGUCAAUGUCUGUACCACUUUACAUGUACGAGAUUCAAUUACAGUAUCUGCAUACCUCUUUGUAAUAUCACUGACCAAAUGAACCUUUUGUACUUUCUUUUCCUACAUUGUUAACAUUUUUAAUUAGAAUGGACCUAAAUAAAGACACAAAUGUUAAAUAUA